Messenger RNA from Colletotrichum higginsianum IMI 349063, 819 nucleotides. RefSeq names its product HpcH/HpaI aldolase/citrate lyase family protein. The coding region runs from base 1 to 819 and encodes 272 amino acids. Gene Ontology annotation, molecular function: aldehyde-lyase activity. The transcript is spliced from 5 exons. Lineage: Eukaryota; Fungi; Ascomycota; Sordariomycetes; Glomerellales; Glomerellaceae. Gene Ontology annotation, cellular component: cytoplasm. The record is from RefSeq and is a predicted model, not a curated record.
AUGUCGGCAAUGCAGGCAGCCAACCGGCUCCGGACGGCCUUCACCAAGGGCGGCCCCAGCUUUGGGCUAUGGCAGAUGAUCCCCGGCGCCAAUGUUUCCCGGGUCCUUGCCAGGAGUGCAGGCGUGGACUGGGUCCUGGUUGAUUGCGAGCAUGGAAACAUUGACGAUGGCGCCAUGCACGAUGCUGUGCCCGCCAUUGCCGCGGCCGGUGUCUCUCCAAUCGUGAGGUUGCCGGAUAUGCAGGGCUGGAUGGUCAAGCGAGCCUUGGAUUGCGGUGCUCACGGGGUCCUCGUCCCCCUUCUCCGAACCGCCCAGGAGGCCAAGGACCUGGUCCAGGCCGCCAAGUUCCCGCCGUGGGGACGCCGGGGUUUCGGCUCGCCGCUGGCCAUGGAGCGGUUCAGUCCGGCGCCGAGCAUGACCGAGUAUCUCCAGCACGCUAACGACAGCCUCCUGACCAUUGUCCAGAUCGAGACCAAGGAGGCGCUGGAGUCCAUCGAAGACAUCGCGGCGGUCGAGGGCAUCGACGUGCUCUUUAUCGGACCCUUUGAUCUUGGAAACAACAUUGGUCACCCUGUGAUCAACGGUAUCAUCAAGAAGGAGCUGAGCGACGCCAUUGACCGCAUCCUCGAGGCGACGCACAAGGCGGGAAAGAAGGCAGGCAUAUUCUGCACGAGCGGCGAGCAAUCCAAGUUCUUCGCGGACAAGGGUUUCGACAUGAUUAGCGUGGCGACGGAUUACACGGCAUUGCAGUUUACAUUGUUGGAGUCGCUGAGCAUUGCCAGGGGGGAGGCGAAGCCAGCCAAGAGUGGAUCGUACUGA